This is a messenger RNA of Funneliformis mosseae, 630 nucleotides long. NCBI's taxonomy places the organism in Eukaryota, Fungi, Glomeromycota, Glomeromycetes, Glomerales, Glomeraceae. The record is from the annotation of a GenBank genome assembly.
AUGUCUUCAAUGUCUCAAACAUCCCGAAUAUCGUCGGUACUUUCUUCCUCAACCGAUACACGCUUAAUUAAGCGUGUUUCGAUUAUAGAAAGGAAUUUGAAUAGGACGAGAGGGACAGAGGUCGGACUUGGAGCUUUUGCAUUUCUUUUCUCAGAAAUGUUACAGUAUGCUCAAAGGAGAGUACACGGAAUUCAGGAUCUUGAACGCAAGUUGAAUGAUUUUGGAUAUCGAGUAGGAACUCGUCUUUUAGAACUGAUUGUUUGGAGAGAUAAAAAUAGUAAGAGGGAGACGCGUGUUUUAGGUAUAUUAUAUUUUAUUCAUACUACGGUUUGGAAAACACUCUUUGGUAAACAAGCCGAUACUUUAGAAAAGAGUACAGAGAAUGAAAACGAAUACAUGAUUUCAGAUAAUGAUCCUUUGAUAAGUAAGUAUAUUUCGGUACCAAAAGAAUUGUCUGAAUUGAAUUGUAAUUCGUUCUUAGCAGGAAUUGUUGAAGCAAUUUUGGAUGGAUCUCAAUUCCCUUCUCGAGUUACUGCUCAUUCAUUACCAAUUGAUGGCUUCCCUUUACGUACAACUAUAUUCAUUCAAUUAGAUAAAGAAAUUCUACAAAGAGAGGAUCAGCUCAAAUAA